AGGCUUCAGUCACACUAACAUCUACCUUGAGGUCACUGGUUAAUGGCUGGAUAAAGGGGACCCAUUGGAGAAAGGCUAUUUUUUACCCAAUAGUAUCAGUGUAUGGGCACUGGACCAACUGAUUGUUUCUCUUUAAUUGCAGGGCUCCACAAGGUUUUUAUAAGGCCCUCUGUGACUAUGUUGAGCAGGAUGUGCUUAAGGAUGCUGAACACAUAAAUUCCUCAUCAGUGGACAUGUUGCAGCUGCGGCUCUUGCUCAGUUUACUCACCAAAGGCCUCAGCAGCGAGCUAAUCCAGACAAUGUCUGCACUGGAGACAUCUCAGAGUCUGCUUGACAACCAGCCAGCCCCUGGAGGGAGCGUGCAGAAUCAGAUUGCUUCUGAUGGGAGUGUCGGAAGAUUGCUCUCAACAGCUGAAGAACUGAGCAGAAUGCUCUCAACCAUUGAGAACCAGGUGAAAGAUUUCGAGCCAGAGUCUCCGGACACAGAUGCUGAAGGUCAACACUCUGAAAUUGCACCUGUAACCUUUGAGGUGAAAUUGGAUAGUUUUGGAAUCUUCAUGAAACUCCAUUUGAAGGUGGACAUAGAACAUGGGAAGUUAAUUGUGAAGAAAUCAAAGGAUGGGCCAGAAGACAAAUUUUACAGUCACAACAGAAUUUUGCAGUUAAUCAAAUCACACAAGUUCCCGAACAAAUUGGUGAUCAUGAUCGAUUCCGAGAUGAAGAAAACACAACGGAAGGAGUACGUUUUCACUGACUCCAAGAAACGGGAAGGGUUCUGCCAACUGUUGCAGCUGAUGAAGAAUAAACAUUCAGACUUCCCAGAACCCGACAUGAUCAACGUCUUCAUUGGAACCUGGAACAUGGGUAAUGCCUCACCGCCAGCGGACAUACGGUCGUGGUUCCUUUGCCGAGGCCAGGGGAAAACGCAGGAUGACACAGCUGUGGACAUCCCCCAUGAUAUUUACAUCAUCGGCACACAGGAAGACACACAGGGAGAGAAGGAGUGGGUGGAGUUGAUCAAAUCCACAUUAAAGGACAUCACCUACAUAAAGUUUAAACAUGUAAAAUGCUGGGAUGCAAGCAAAAGAUUAAUGACAUGA
Messenger RNA from Rhincodon typus (whale shark), 1100 nucleotides. RefSeq names its product phosphatidylinositol 3,4,5-trisphosphate 5-phosphatase 1-like. The record is from RefSeq and is a predicted model, not a curated record. Bases 234 to 1100 code for a protein of 288 amino acids. Lineage: Eukaryota; Metazoa; Chordata; Chondrichthyes; Orectolobiformes; Rhincodontidae. The transcript is spliced from 9 exons.